Messenger RNA from Myxocyprinus asiaticus (Chinese sucker), 4638 nucleotides. RefSeq names its product vinculin b (gene vclb). Lineage: Eukaryota; Metazoa; Chordata; Actinopteri; Cypriniformes; Catostomidae. Gene Ontology annotation, molecular function: structural molecule activity; actin filament binding. The record is from RefSeq and is a predicted model, not a curated record. Gene Ontology annotation, cellular component: actin cytoskeleton. The transcript has 21 exons. Gene Ontology annotation, biological process: cell adhesion. The coding region runs from base 139 to 3339 and encodes 1066 amino acids.
UUGUUGCAUGAGAGUGAGUUAGUUUGUUCGUACAGUGCGUAACGGAUAUCGCGUUCGGGAACGGAUACGGGACUUUGGAUACAGAUUUCCAAAGAGAGGUUGCUUUCUCUAAAGAGCGACUCUUCUUAAGUUAUCAUCAUGCCGGUUUUUCACACCAAGACGAUAGAAAGUAUCCUGGAGCCCGUGGCUCAGCAGAUCUCUCAUCUGGUGAUCAUGCAUGAGGAGGGAGAGGUGGACGGGAAAGCGAUACCGGAUCUCACCGCUCCCGUAUUGGCCGUGCAGGCUGCUGUCAGCAACCUGGUCCGGGUAGGAAAGGAGACUGUUCAGACCACAGAAGAUGCCAUCAUGAGGAGAGACAUGCCUCCUGCUUUUAUAAAGGUCGAGAACGCUUGUGCGAAACUGGUGCAGGCUUCUCAGAUGUUAAAGGCCGACCCGUAUUCUGUCCCGGCCAGAGAUUAUCUGAUCGAUGGCUCACGUGGGAUUCUGUCAGGCACCUCUGACCUGCUUCUCACAUUCGAUGAGGCCGAGGUUCGUAAAAUCAUCCGUGUGUGUAAAGGGAUUCUGGAGUAUCUGACUGUAGCUGAGGUCGUGGAAUCGAUGGAAGACCUUAUCACAUACACAAAGAAUCUGGGACCAGGUAUGACAAAGAUGGCGAAGAUGAUUGACGAGCGACAGCAGGAAUUGACUCAUCAGGAGCACAGGGUCAUGCUGGUGAACUCCAUGAACACGGUGAAGGAGCUGCUGCCCGUCCUCAUAUCAGGCAUUAAGAUCUUCGUUACGACCAGGACAUCUCAGGGGAAGGGUGUGGAGGAGGCACUGAAGAACAGGAAUUUCACCGUGGAGAAGAUGAGCGCAGAAAUCAAUGAGAUCAUCCGUGUACUGCAGCUCACGUCCUGGGAUGAGGACGCCUGGGCCAAUAAGGACACAGAGGCCAUGAAGCGAGCACUGGCUCUGAUUGACUCGAAAAUGGCCCAGGCCAAGAAUUGGCUCAGAGACCCUCACGCCCAGCCAGGUGACCCUGGUGAGCAGGCCAUUCGUCAGAUUUUGGAUGAAGCGGGUAAAGUGGGCGAACUCUGUGCUGGGAAAGAGAGGAGAGAUAUUGUGGGCACAGCCAAAACUCUUGGACAGAUUACCGAACAGGUUUCUGAGUUACGAGCCAGGGGUCAGGGAGCGAGUCCAGUGGCCAUGCAGAAAGCGCAGCAGGUGUCUCAGGGUUUGGACGUUCUGACGGGGAAAGUUGAAAAUGCGGCGCAUAAAUUAGAGGCUAUGACCAAUUCUAAACAAGCCAUCGCCAAGAGAAUAGACGCUGCGCAGAACUGGCUGGCAGACCCCCACAGAGGUCCCGAGGGUGAGGAGAACAUCAAGGCUCUUCUGGGUGAAGCGAGGAAGAUCGCUGACCUGUGUGAAGAUUCCAAAGAAAGAGAGGACAUCCUGCGCAACAUGGGCGAGAUCACAGCGCUCACCGCCAAACUCUCCGAGCUCAAGAAAGUAGGUAAGGGUGAUACUCCUGAGGCUCGUGCUUUGGCGAAGCAGAUUGCCACCGCUCUGCAGAAUCUUCAGUCCAAAACCAGUAAAUCUGUAGCCAACACUCGACCGGCCAAAGCCGCCGUUCACCUGGAAGGCAAAAUCGAGCAGGCUCAGAGAUGGAUCGACAACCCAACCCUGGACGACAGCGGUGUCGGUCAGGCUGCGAUUCGUGGGCUGGUUGCUGAGGGGCGUCGUCUGGCCAAUGCAUUGCCGGCAUCUCAAAGGCACGAGUUGUUGGGUAAAUGUGAGGAGGUGGAACAUCUGAUGGCGCAGUUAGCCGAACUAGCAGCUCGGGGAGACGGAGAUGGUCCACAAGCCCGCGCAAUCGCUCAACAGCUACAGGAUACACUCAAAGAGCUGAAGGGUAAAAUGCAGGAAACCAUGACACAGGAAGUUUCUGACAUCUUCAGUGACACAACCACACCAGUCAAACUAUUGGCUGUGGCAGCGACGGCCCCACCGAACACCCCCAAUAGAGAGGAGGUGUUUGAAGAGCGGGCGGCAAACUUUGAGAAUCACGCCGGGCGUCUAGGCGCUACAGCAGAGAAGGCGGCCGCCGUGGGCACUGCCAAUAAGAGCACAGUAGAGGGCAUCCAAGCCGCGGUUAAAUCUGCCCGAGAGCUCACGCCACAGGUUGUUUCAGCAGCUCGAAUCCUCCUCAAGAAUCCUGGUAAUCAGGCGGCAAGCGAGCACUUUGAAACCAUGAAGAAUCAGUGGAUCGACAAUGUUGAGAAAAUGACAGGUCUGGUAGAUGAGGCGAUCGACACCAGGUCUUUGUUGGACGCAUCAGAAGAAGCCAUUAAGAAAGAUCUGGAUAAGUGUCAGGUAGCUAUGGCCAAUCACCAGCCUCAGAUGCUGGUCGCCGGGGCAACCAGCAUCGCUCGGCGAGCCAAUCGGAUCCUGCUUGUGGCAAAACGAGAGGUGGAGAACUCCGAGGACCCGAAGUUUAGAGAAACGGUGAAAGCAGCUUCAGACGAGCUCAGCAGAACCAUCUCACCAAUGGUCAUGGAUGCCAAGGCGGUGGCUGGAAACAUACAGGACCAAGGUCUUCAGAGGGGUUUCCUGGACUCUGGUUUCAAGAUUCUGAGUGCUGUGGCUAAAGUCAGAGAGGUGUUCCAGCCACAGGAGCCAGACUUCCCCCCUCCACCUCCAGACCUGGAGCAGUUGCAGAUAAACGACGAUGCUGCUCCCCCAAAACCACCCCUGCCGGAGGGUGAAAUGCCCCCUCCCCGACCCCCACCACCCGAGGAGAAGGACGAGGAGUUCCCAGAGCAGCAGGCUGGAGAGAUGGUCAGCGAGCCCAUGAUGGUGGCCGCCCGACAGCUACAUGACGAGGCCCGGAAGUGGUCGAGCAAGGGUAAUGACAUCAUUGGCGCGGCUAAGCGCAUGGCUCUGUUGAUGGCGGAGAUGUCUCGACUGGUGCGUGGCGCCAGCGGGAAUAAGAGAGCCCUCAUCCAAUGUGCCAAAGACAUCGCCAAAGCCUCUGAUGAGGUCACACGCCUCGCCAAAGAAGUCGCCAAGCAGUGUACAGACAAACGCAUCAGAACCAACCUGCUGCAGGUGUGUGAGAGAAUUCCUACCAUCAGCACACAAUUGAAGAUUCUCUCCACUGUGAAGGCCACCAUGUUAGGACGAACCAAUAUCAGCGAGGAGGAAUCAGAGCAGGCUACUGAGAUGUUGGUCCAUAAUGCUCAGAACCUGAUGCAGUCCGUGAAGGAGACUGUGAGAGAAGCCGAAGCCGCAUCCAUCAAGAUCCGCACAGAUGCCGGAUUCACCCUCCGCUGGGUCCGUAAGACACCGUGGUACCAGUGAGGAGCAGAACCAACACAAAUAUCCCAGCGUGCACUUGGAGAAACAGUUCAGUCCAGGUCCGAAAUGUCAUUGCAGAUAUGACGUCCACCUCGUGUAGGGGUGGCCAAACUAUUCCAUAUCAAAACCAUUGUUCUUGAGGAUGUUAAUGAGUGUAAAAUAUGGGACUAUUCAAUUAUACCGUAUUGUGGUCAAUUCCUUUUCUAAUUUGUGGAUUGUGGUUUAUUUUGUUUUGAUAGAUCCCAAUUAGAAAUUUUUGAAUCCUGAUGUUUUGCAAAGGUCAUUAUUUUUAUUAUUUCUCAGAUAUUUUUACAGAAACAAUAUAUGGGUGCAUUUUGAAGCCAUUUGAUUUUCGUAGAUGCAGUUUAUAUAAAGUGUCUUUAUAUAUACACUAUCUAUGUCAUUUUCGUAUUCUUAUUUUCACCUAACUUUUUUCAGUCUUUGAAUGUAUAUUUAAAUGCCAUCAUCACACACACACAUACAAAUCUUUAUCUUUUGUCUUCGCAUGCACAGAAACACAAGCACAGAUGUUGAUAUUCUGCAAUCCUAGCUGAUUAUAUGAGUAAAUGUGCUUUUGAAUGUAAAGUGUAUGUGAAAACUGCAAAGAAUAAUUUUUAUAAUCAGCAUUGUUCUUCUGUUUUCCUACAAAAAUGUAUAAAUGUCUUCUAAACAAGAUGCAUUUACUGGAGAAGCAAAAUUAUGUAACAAAAGACUUUUUUCUUUUUUCACCCCACUGGCAAAUGGUUGUUUUCUUAUUUCAAGCAUAACACUCACAAAUUGUAUCAUCUUCCACAAUUUUGCUUCUCACAUAAGUGUAUUUUGUUUUAAGGAUGUUUCAAUAUUUUCACUGAAAAAUAAGACAAAAAUACUGAUUAUAAAAACCGAUUUCACCAAACGUAUAAUUGUUGUUUACCUAUUAUCCAGUAACGUAAUUUAUCAACAGACCGUCCAAACUAUCAUUCAGGGAUGACACUGCAAGCUGAAUUAAAGAGGUAAUUAAACCUACAACCUGGUGCUUCAUGUGUACCUGUGAACUAUGCAAAUCAAAUCUGUUUAUAACCACACAAAACACACUGCUGUCCUCGUAUUUCCACUAAAGACUUCACUGUGCUAGAUACACUACUAAAAUCUCUUGCGGAUUGUACACUCAAGUAUAUUUAUAUGAGUGAAAGUAUGUUCUUUGCAUAAAUUUUCCUUGUAUAAUAUUGAGGAGACCAGUAGUUUUAGUGUAAAUAAUGUGUCCUCUACAGACAGCCUGUAAGACCUUUGUGCCUUGUCAUAAUAAAAUAACUAAUUAUCGUC